UAUCUAGUGACAGUUAUGGCAUGGUGGUCGUUUUUGGUGUUAGUCUGUGUCGUUUUGGUGGUUUCACAAAAGAAUCAUUUUGUUUUUGGAGAACCUCAAGUGCCUUGUUAUUUUGUCUUUGGAGACUCACUUUCUGAUGUUGGAAAUAACAACGAUCUCUUGACCACUGCGAAGUCCAAUUACGCUCCUUAUGGUAUUGACUACCCCGAGGGCCCUACUGGAAGGUUUGGCAAUGGCCGCAUCUUGGUAGACAUCAUAGCUGAACUGUUGGGGUUCGAGAAAUCCCCUCCACCCUAUGCUUAUACAAGGGGUGUGGACAUACUAAAAGGUGUUAAUUAUGCGUCCGGUGGAGCAGGAAUUCUGAAUGAAACUGGAAGGCACAUGGGUGAUGAGAUACCUAUGGAUGAGCAGCUACAAAAUCACAAAAAAAUAGUCACAAAAAUCGUUAAACAAUUCGGAAAUGACAAAUCAUUGGCUGCAAAUUACCUCGCGAAGUGCAUAUACACAGUCACUAUCGGCUCGAAUGACUACCUUAACAACUACUUCUUGCCUCAAUUCUACCCUACGAGCCGAGAAUACACACCUGACCAAUUCGCAACAUUACUCUUCCAACGAUACUCGCAACAACUUCAGCAAUUAUAUGAUCAAGGAGCAAGGAAAGUAGGCGUGUUCGGGUUGGGUCUAUUAGGGUGCACCAUCCUAGUGAAGGAAUGGUACGGCAUAGAAGGCGACUUAUCAUGUGCUGAAAAUGUAACUUACGCCGUCAGUCUUUUCAAUGAAAGGCUUGAAUCGCUCGUAUACAAUGACGAUCUAGUUGGUGCUAAAUUCACUUAUAUUAAUUUUGCCGGUAUUGGAUUGACUGGGUUUUCUGCACUUACAGGUUUUACGGUAUUAUCUACUAGUUGUUGCACGGUGAGGGCUACUGAUGGCGCUUGCAUUCCUAAUGAAAAUCCAUGUGACAAUAGGGGAGAUUAUGUGUUUUGGGAUGCAGUGCAUACUACUGAGGCUGCAAAUGCGAUAUAUGCAACAAGAGCAUAUUCUGCUUUGUUACCAACAGAUGCUUAUCCUUAUGAUUUACAAUACCUCGCUACGCUUGAUUCAUCGAUAGAAAGUUUUCAGGACCAGUUGAAGGCAUCGCUCAGCUCUGAUUGA
Molecule: messenger RNA, 1152 nt
Organism: Tripterygium wilfordii
Lineage: Eukaryota; Viridiplantae; Streptophyta; Magnoliopsida; Celastrales; Celastraceae
Product: GDSL esterase/lipase At4g18970-like
Exons: 5
Coding region: 16-1152 (378 amino acids)
Molecular function (GO): hydrolase activity, acting on ester bonds
Source: RefSeq, a predicted model, not a curated record